Messenger RNA from Vollenhovia emeryi, 1080 nucleotides. RefSeq names its product valacyclovir hydrolase. The transcript has 5 exons. The record is from RefSeq and is a predicted model, not a curated record. Lineage: Eukaryota; Metazoa; Arthropoda; Insecta; Hymenoptera; Formicidae. Bases 75 to 944 code for a protein of 289 amino acids.
GAUGUGCGCUGCUUCCGCAAACCGUUCAGAGGCGUCAGUCGAUCAUAAACAUACAUGAACGAACCUGGUGAAAGAUGUACGCUCGCUUCGUAAGUGCGUUAUGCAAAAUCGUCAAAUCCGAGAGGGGACUCGUGAGCCCCCGGCAAUUAUCAACCACAGCCCGUGAGUUUGAGGAACGAAAGGUCAAAGUGGGCGACGUGGAGAUCAAUUACGCCAGAGUCGGGACAGGUGGUCAUCCGGUGUUGCUGUUACCCGGCGCCUUGGGAACGAUAUGGACCGAUUUUAAGCCGCAGAUGGAGAACCUGGACGUGGACAAGCUGACCAUAGUCGCGUGGGAUCCGCCCGGUUACGGCAAGUCGCGACCGCCCGACCGGACCUUCUCGGACGAUUUCUUUCAGCGAGACGCCGCGCUGGCGCACGGCCUGAUGGGGGUCCUCGGCUACUCCAAGUUCUCUCUGAUCGGCUGGAGCGACGGCGGCAUCACGUCGCUUCUCCUCGCCGCGACGUAUCCCGACAACGUCCGCAAGAUGGUCGUCUUCGGCGCGAACGCGUACAUACACCCAGACGAGAUAAAGAUAUACGAAAGCAUUAGGGACAUCAACAAGUGGUCGGAAAAAAUGAGGGCGCCUAUGAUAAAAGCCUACGGUGAGGAUUACUUCAGAAAGAUGUGGUCGGAUUGGGUGGACGCUGUGCUAAGGUUGUUCGAAAAGCAAAACGGCGACCUAUGCAGGCAGGCCUUACCGAAGAUAAAGUGUCCGACCUUAAUUAUCCACGGGGCCAAAGACCCGGUAGUCCUGUCGGAACACCCGACGUAUCUGAAGCAGAAUAUCGCCGGUUCAAAAGUACAUAUCUUCGAAAAGGGCGCGCACAACCUUCACUUGAGGUUCCCGGAGGAGUUCAAUCAUCUGGUUAUGGAUUUCCUUGUUAGCCAAUCGAAAAUGUGAUAAUUCACUCUAUAGUAUGCGUGUAAUGAUACAUAAUAUAUAUCAUGUGUGGUGGAAUUUCGUUGUAUUCGCGUUCCAUUUUGUUUUGUAUAUAAUUGUAUAUAAUAAGGUUUUGUAAUAAAAUGAUAUCGAUGCA